UGUGUCCUUGCUCCCAGCAACGAUCUGACACAGACCAAGAGUCAUGAAAGAGCUGGUGUUGGAUUCAGGAAACUGUUGGCUGUUGCGCUUAGUCAGUGCUCCAAUGUUGUAGUUGUGGAUUUUCCUCCACGUUACAACAUGGAGAUGUAUCCUCAGGAGAUGCUGCGUCAGGAGUACAGACGUGUUGCUGCUGAAGUGGGAGUAAAGUAUCUGUCUGCAGUGGAGCAUUUCUCCUUGGAUAAAUCUGAACUGUGGGCCCAAGAUGGUGUUCAUUUGUCUGACACUGAUGGAAUGCCUAUCCUCGUUCAACUGCUGUGGAAGGCGUCAUAUACGGCAACACGUGACGUGGUUCAAGUCCCUCGGCCUGUGACUGUUCCUGUUAGAUCAGCAUUGAAGUGUGUUCCUGCUACAGUAGCACCUGAAAAAAGUUCUGCCAUUGUGAGGGGAGUUGAGGUUACACCACCUCCUGCAGUGAACCUUGAUGAGUGGACAGUGGUUGGCUCAAAGCGGCGCGCAAUGGGAUCAAGUUCAUCUCAUGUACCUCCCAAGAGAGAAAGUCUUCACCAGCAGCCUGUGGUGAGAGACUGCUUCAUCCCACUAAACCCUGUCCGGUUCAGCCAUGCCCUACUUGAGGAGAUGGACAAACUUACUCCAUCAGCUCUACAGCAACCAGAUGUGACGGCUGUUCCAAGACGCAACCCGUUGCUGUGUAAGAAGCAGAGGUCCAUGGUGGCUGAGGUCAAGCGGAGACCCAAUCAACGACAGAGGGGCGCAUCCAGUGCUGUUGUGAAGUCACCUGGAAUGAGUAGUGUGAAGGUGCAGUUUGUUGACAAUGAUCGCUCGCAAGGAGGCAACAAAGGUAAGUGUGUUGAGGAACAUCGCUUGCAAGGAGGCAACAAAGGUAAGACUAAGUCUCUUUCUGUUAGGGUUCGUGAUAUUAAGAGGUCAGUUCGUGGGAGUUUCCACCAAGGAGACGCUCGGUUUGAAUUUAGAGGUGUUCAGUGUAUGGCUAUUAGUCUAGUAGCUGUCGCUAAACAUACCACCCACAGUGUGUUUUCAUGGCAGUCAGCUGACCUUGAUCGGGUUGUAACAUUGGGUGAUGAGUUGUAUUCUUCUCUGAGAAAGAAUAAUAAGAUCAGUGGAGGAUCUGAGCUUCUUUGUGUUCCAGAUUUACCCAAGCAGCAAGUUAUUGAUGGCGAGAGUUUUGACUUUGAAUAUGGUGAUUUUGUAACUGGUGAUGUAAAUGUGGUUAGUGGAGACCUUGUUGUGGCAGGAGUGUUGACUCCUUUAAAGGAUGGUUUGGCACAGAUUUGUGGAAAGUAUGACACUUGCUUUCUGACAUUGAAUUGCAAUACUUGUGCAAUAAUUAAGGAGAAUGGAAUGUACGCUGUGGUAGAUUCUCAUUCUCGUAAUACAAAUGGGAUGGUUGAUGUAAAUGGAUUCAGUGUUGUUGUGGUGUACUGGUGCCUUGAUCUUGUGUUUGACCAUUUUGUCAAGUUAGCAAAUAUGAUGAACCUAACACAGAACUUUUUUGAGAUUGCAGGUGUACGCGUUAUUCCCACUGCUCCCGCCGUCAACUCCACAUUGCUCUUUGGCUCUACUGUUACACAGACUGAGCAAAAAAAGUAGCAGAGCUUGAAGCAACAGAAGUCUCCAGUCCAUCCCUGCCAG
Molecule: messenger RNA, 1671 nt
Organism: Corythoichthys intestinalis (scribbled pipefish)
Lineage: Eukaryota; Metazoa; Chordata; Actinopteri; Syngnathiformes; Syngnathidae
Exons: 9
Coding region: 139-1629 (496 amino acids)
Source: RefSeq, a predicted model, not a curated record